AUGGGUAAGAAGGCGAUUCAUUUCGGAGGCGGCAAUAUCGGCCGUGGCUUUGUGGCCGAGUUUCUCCAUACGGCAGGCUACGAGGUGGUCUUCAUCGAUGUGAUGGAUAGCAUCAUCUCGGCCCUGCAGACCACCAAGUCAUACCAGGUCACGGAAGUCAGCGAGGGUGGCGAGUCCACCAAGACCAUCACCAACUACCGCGCCAUCAAUUCUAAGACGCACGAGGGCGAUGUCAUCCAGGAGAUCUCUACGGCCGAUAUCAUCACCUGUGCCGUCGGCCCCAAUAUCCUCAAGUUCAUUGCCCCGGUCAUCGCCAAGGGCAUCGACAUCCGCUCCACCCCCAAGCCAGUGGCCGUCAUCGCCUGUGAGAAUGCCAUCGGUGCCACGGAUACCCUGCGUGGAUUCAUCGAGUCCAACACCGACUCGGAGCGCCUCAAGACUAUGGGGGAGCGGGCCCAGUUUGCCAACUCCGCCAUCGACCGCAUUGUCCCCGCCCAGGCACCGGACAGUGGGUUGAACGUGCGCAUCGAGAAGUUCUACGAAUGGGCAGUGGAGAAGAAGCCCUUCGGCAGCGUGGGCCACCCCGACAUCGCCGCCAUCCACUGGGUUGACAACCUGGAGCCCUAUAUUGAGCGCAAGCUGUUCACUGUCAACACCAGCCAUGCCACUGCCGCCUACUAUGGUCGCUACGCCGGCAAGAAGACCAUCGCAGAAGCGAUGAAGGACACCUACAUCCGUGGUGUUGUUGCCGAUGUCCUCAAAGAAACCGCUUCGCUCAUUGUUGCCAAGCACGAGAUCGAGGCCCAAGAGCAGCAAGAAUACGUCGAAACCAUCGUCAGCCGCAUUUCCAACCCGUUCCUGGAGGACAGUGUCGAGCGUGUUGGCCGUGCUCCUCUGCGCAAGCUGUCUCGCAAGGAGCGCUUCAUCGGCCCUGCUGCCCAACUGGCCGAGCGAGGCAUGAAGUAUGAAGCCCUGCUGGGCUCGGUUGAGAUGGCUCUCCGCUUCCAGAACGUCCAGGAUGACGAGGAGAGUGUCGGUCUCGCCAAGAUUCUCAAGGAGAACUCUCCGGCAGACGCUACCGUUCAAUUGACCGGCCUGGAGCGGUCACACCCAUUGUUCGCGGCUGUUGUGAAGGUGGUGGAUCAAGUGCAGUCCGAGGCCAAGGAAACGGGCCAGCCGCGCAUUUAA
Molecule: messenger RNA, 1188 nt
Organism: Penicillium macrosclerotiorum
Lineage: Eukaryota; Fungi; Ascomycota; Eurotiomycetes; Eurotiales; Aspergillaceae
Product: mannitol-1-phosphate 5-dehydrogenase
Exons: 2
Coding region: 1-1188 (395 amino acids)
Biological process (GO): mannitol catabolic process
Cellular component (GO): cytosol
Molecular function (GO): mannitol-1-phosphate 5-dehydrogenase activity
Source: RefSeq, a predicted model, not a curated record